CCCAAAAAAAAACAAUUUGUGCGGCCAUUAGGCGUUGAGACCUCGGCGAAUGGCAGCCGGCGACGUCGUCCCACCUCCACCGCGCCCACGAAUCCAUUCCAUUCCAUUCUCCAUCGCCCCCCACCCAUGUCGCCUCCUCCUCCACCAUAUUACCACCACCUCCUCCUCCUCCGCUCCUCGCCCACCACCACUGGAGGAGGAGCUCGGGUUCUUGCCGCGGCGGAGCUCGCACGCAUGAAGCUACUGUGCAGCGCGUGCGAGGCGGCGGAGGCCAGCGUCCUCUGCUGCGCCGACGAGGCCGCCCUGUGCGCGCGCUGCGACCGCGACAUCCACGCCGCCAACCGCCUCGCCGGGAAGCACCUCCGCCUCCCUCUCCUCUCCCCCGCCUCCUCCUCCUCCUCCUCCGCCGCCGCCCUCGCGCCGCCGCCGCCGUCGCCGCCCAAGUGCGACAUAUGCCAGGAGAGCCACGCGUACUUCUUCUGCCUCGAGGACCGCGCGCUGCUGUGCCGGAGCUGCGACGUGGCGGUGCACACGGCCAACGCCUUCGUCUCCGCGCACCGCCGUUUCCUCCUCACCGGCGUGCAGGUCGGGCAGGAGCAGGACGAGCACUCCCCUGACCCGCCUGAGCCGUCUCCUCCUCCGCCGCCGCCGCCGCCUGCAUCCAAGAGCGACCACCCGGCGCCGCUCUACGGCGAGGGCGGAGGAGGGUUCAGCUGGGACGCCGCCGACUCGCCGGCCGCGGGCGGCCUCCCCGACUGGUCGGCCGUCGUCGACCAGUUCGGCUCCCCGCCGCCGCCGCGCCACACGGACACCGCGACCGUGACGACCCCGCCGCCGACCAAGAGGAGCCCACGCGCGCCGGCGUUCGGCGGCCAGGGCGGCAUGAUGGAUUGGCCCCUCGGCGAGUUCUUCGGCGGCUUCACCGACUUCACCGGCGGCUUUGGCUUCGGCUUCGGCGACAGUGGCACCUCCAAGGCUGACAGCGGGAAGCUGGGAGGGAGCACGGACGGCUCGCCGUACUACCGGUCGUCAUCGGAAGAUGACCGGAACGCCGACGAGCUCUUCGGGCAGGUACCAGAGAUCCAGUGGUCGGUGCCGGAGCUCCCCUCGCCGCCGACGGCCUCCGGCCUCCACUGGCAACGCCAUCCAGCCGCCACUCACGGCGGCGGCGGCGGCGGACCCGACACCACCGCCUUCGUCCCCGACAUCUGCUCCCCCGACAGCUGCUUCCCGGCCACCACCUCCAAACGCCGGAGGCAAUAAUGCUAGCUAGCUAAUAGCUAUGUCCAGAGGUUGAAGACGACGACGACGACGACGACCAGCCAUGUGAGUGUGACUGCGAUUGCUAAUAGCUCGAGACGCUGACGUGAUCGUGUGUGGUACCACCUUUCAUGGCGAUGGCGCCAACUACAAUGUUAGGUAGGAGAAGCUUUCUACUCGUCUGGUGGUUGGUUGGUUGGUUGUUGACGAUGAUGAUCUGUUGCCAUUUCCGGCGACAUCGAGGCGGAAACAGAUCUCUCUGAUUUUGAGUGCCUGACAUAUGGGUUUCAUGUCUAAUGGGUUCUUAUAUUAGCGACCCACAUUAGCAGUAUUGUAGAGAAGACUUGUUGAAAACAGCCGCAAUCAGCAUUGGCUGACAAAUACAGUUGGGGGAGAUCGAUGGAACUACAGUGUACAGUCUAUGCUCUGCAGCAUCUGAUUCUGAUCCUGAAGUCUGGAAAGAGGAAGAAGAAGAUUAGAAAGAAGAGAGGCCUCUGCUUUUUCGAUGGCCGAAACUGAGAUGCACCUCGCUAAUUGGUGGGCAGUGGACAGGAUAGGAUAGGGGCCAUGUGAUGGAUUGAUGGUGAUGCUCUACUUUGUUCAGAACAGAAGUCUCUGAAUUUUGGUUGGAUCACAGAAACUUGUAAAAGAUUCUUGCAUGUGUACAGAAGUUUUAUACUACAGUAGUUAGAUAGAAACAUGGAUGGAUCCGUGAGAAAAGAAAAAUGCUGGUAAUGUUGUAUUGUACUAGUAAAAGAAAAUGUUAUAUGUUUUUAACUCGGCUGAUUCAUUCU
Messenger RNA from Oryza sativa Japonica Group (Japanese rice), 2054 nucleotides. Its product is annotated as B-box zinc finger protein 22. Gene Ontology annotation, cellular component: nucleus. Gene Ontology annotation, molecular function: zinc ion binding. Gene Ontology annotation, biological process: photomorphogenesis; regulation of DNA-templated transcription. The record is from RefSeq and is a predicted model, not a curated record. NCBI's taxonomy places the organism in Eukaryota, Viridiplantae, Streptophyta, Magnoliopsida, Poales, Poaceae.